GAGAAAGAGAAGGAGGAGAAGAGUUUCGUAACUGUGUGGGGGGGAGUUUUGUUUCCGUGCCAGUCCCAGUCUAUCUGUCAUUUGGAGUUUUCAGUUUUCCGAACGGGCGAUCGGUUGACCAAUACGUGUGACACGGUUUUCCACUGCGCCACAAUUCUAAACGGAUUAUUAUAUUUUGUGAUUUUUUUGGACCAAACUCACGGAGCCAGUUACUAAAAGAGUUAAACAACGGGAAUAACUCACUAAUACACACUCAAUAUUCUCCAUUGUGAAAGGUCUGGCUGCAGCCAUGAUGGUGUAUGACUACCCACUGAAGACAGACAUGGAGCCGGUGAGACUGGAGUCUCUCUAUCAGUCUUAUCCCUCAUUAGUGAACAGCCAAGCUGAGGCCUACAGUGUUAUCUUCACCCCUCACCCCUACCACCCCACACACACACACACCUUCUCCCCCACACACACACUCACACACACCCAGUCCACCAACCCCAUCACACACGCACAACUCGAACCAGUCGACCUGUCAGUCAGCAAACGACCCUCCUCCUCCUCCUCCUCCUCCUCCUCCUCCUCCUCUCCCCCAUCUUCCCGUUCCUCCACCUCCUCCCCCUACAGUCGUUCCUCCCCCCAGCCCCCCCCCUCCCUCCAUUACCCCCUGCUGUUAGGCUCCGGCCCCGGGGUCGCCGGGGUCGUCCAGGGUUCAGGGGUCAUGCUGUCCCAGGUCAUGCUGCAACCCCUGUCCGUCCUCUACCCCUCCCAGCUACACCUGCAUCAGCCAAUCAUGGUCAACCACACCGUCGCUAGCGACGACCGCCACCGCCAUCACCAUCACAGGCCGGCAGGCAGCUCACGACAUCAGACAGAAUCCUCCAUGAAGUCAGAGCUUAGAGGCGACGCACACCACGACCUCCACAAGCCAAUCAAAACAGAGCAUGCCCACGACUCAUACAACCAGGAAAUGACCUCAUCGGUCAUCAGCGCGCCACAGGCCUAUAGCGAUAACAACCCCUCUGUGAUCGUCCAUUCUGGGAGUAAGCACCCAUUGCCAGUCGAGUCUCCCGAUUCGAUGAAGAAGCGACGAAUCCACCGCUGCGAUUUCAACAGCUGCAACAAAGUCUACACCAAGAGCUCUCAUCUAAAGGCACACCGCCGCACACACACAGGAGAGAAGCCCUAUAAGUGCAUGUGGGAGGGUUGCACGUGGAAGUUCGCCCGUUCGGACGAGUUAACGCGUCACUUCCGCAAACACACGGGCGUCAAACCGUUCCAGUGUCCCGACUGUGACCGCAGCUUCUCCCGUUCAGACCACCUGGCUCUGCAUAAGAAACGCCAUCUGCUGGUCUGAACGCAACACAACGCAACGGCUGCGAAACGUCUGCAGAACACACAACGCAAUGCGUACACAGCCCGUUGGACAGUUGGGCCAUACCACCCCAGACAGGACUAUUGACCAGAGAGACAGGGGCUUAAACAGACUCUCCAUCCUCAUCCAUAUAUCCCUUUAUUCAUUCGUCCAGCCAUCCUCCUCUCCUCUCCUCUCCUCUCCUCUCCUCUCCUCUCCUCUCCUCUCCUCUC
Messenger RNA from Coregonus clupeaformis (lake whitefish), 1572 nucleotides. Its product is annotated as Krueppel-like factor 3. NCBI's taxonomy places the organism in Eukaryota, Metazoa, Chordata, Actinopteri, Salmoniformes, Salmonidae. Gene Ontology annotation, molecular function: DNA-binding transcription factor activity, RNA polymerase II-specific; RNA polymerase II cis-regulatory region sequence-specific DNA binding. The record is from RefSeq and is a predicted model, not a curated record. Gene Ontology annotation, biological process: regulation of transcription by RNA polymerase II.